Molecule: messenger RNA, 1926 nt
Organism: Sporisorium graminicola
Lineage: Eukaryota; Fungi; Basidiomycota; Ustilaginomycetes; Ustilaginales; Ustilaginaceae
Exons: 1
Coding region: 1-1926 (641 amino acids)
Source: RefSeq, a predicted model, not a curated record
AUGUUGAACCUGUUCGACUCGCAAGCGACGAAUCGCCUGCGAGGAUAUGCGUUUACCCCCAGUGCGCCCGAGGAAUCUGGCAAACACCUGCCACUCUACGGUCCCGAGGCCGGCAACAGCAGCAGCAGAAAAGUUCACAGGCUCUUGCACGUCGCCACCCAGAGAAAGAUCUUCAGGAUCAUCUGUCUUCUUCUCCUGAUUGGUGUGCCCUACGCCCUGUUCACCUCUUGGAGCUCAACGGCGGCUACCGUGGCAACCGGAGCCAAGCCCUACGAAAAAUCGGCAGCGUCCGAAAUCAAGAGCUGGUUGUACGGACACAAGUCUGCCAAGACACCAGAAAAGCCAGCACCGGUGAUCAGCGAUGCGAAUCUCGACGACAGCCAGUGCCCCGGCGUACUCCAGGGCGGCGCAGAAGCCAUUCUCUGCCACGUCGAGCUUGCGCAGCGCAAAUUCGAUGCCAUGCUUUCCAGACAGUCCAAGACAUACGAGCAGGCGGUCGCUCGCUAUGUACACCAGUACAAGCGACAGCCGCCUCCGGGAUUUGAGGAUUGGUUCAAGUUUGCCCAGCAGAACAAUGCCGCCAUCAUCGACGACUACGGCCAGCUGGAAAAGGAUCUCGCGCCGCUGCGUCUCAUUCCCGGCCACGUCUUGCGCCAACGCAUCAAGAACGCGCUCGAUAGCAAGGAAAUUGUCAUGUACAAGUGGGACUUUGUCAACGGAACGCUCAGCACCUCGGCGCCCGACGGCUGGGAGAUGGUCCAGUCGUAUCGAGACAUCAUGGCGCCCUUCUUGGACAAGCUGCCCAACUUUAGCUUGUUGCAGAACUGGGACGACAACAUGAAAGUCUGCGGCCCGACCGCGCGCGAAGAGGAUAUCAACGAGACCAAAGUAAACGUGGUGUACAACAAUGGCAUCCCGAAUGCGCGCGACUAUCUCACCCAGAGCUGCCCGCGAUACACGGGGACCGACUCGGCCGUCACCAGCGACCGCCCCUCGGUCGACAUGUGCUCGCAGUUCGACGACUUGGAGAACAAACACGGCCUGGCGCACAUGUACGGCGCUUGCUUCAACUCGAGCAUCCCCGUCCUCUCGACGACAAGAAUCUCGACCUUCCAAGAUAUCACCACCGCUUCUUGGUGCUACGGCGACCGGAACUAUCGUCUCACCGACACCAACAGGGACGAGAUCCCCUAUGCGCAAAAGAAGAACGCCAUCUACUGGCGUGGGAGCAAUACGGGCAGCCGGUCCAACUUGCAGUUCUCGUUCCAGACCCAGCGCGCGCGUCUGGUAAUGAUGGCGCAUCAGAUGAAGCUCAAAGCCACCGAGCUGGCUGCACGUGUCCCGGGGGCGGCCGAUGGAGAAGUGGCGCAGCCCAGCUUCACCCCUGCCGACUAUACGCGCGUCGGCCUGCCCAAUAUGCCAGCGACGUUCAGCGAGGCGCAGCUGUCGGCACUCUCGAGGCUCGGCAAGGACGCGAUCGACAUGAACUUUGUCAGCCUGCACUACUGUGACCAGCUGCCCAAGUUCUGCGACGAGUGGAAGGCGACCAUCCCGCUGGCCGCGCGCCAGCCGGUAAAGACGGCGUUCGAGAACAAGUUUGUCAUGGACCUCGACGGAAACUCGAUGUCCGGGCGCUUCUAUCGCAUGCUGGAGAGCAACAGUCUGGUGUUCAAACAGACCAUCUACAUCGAGUGGCACGACGACCGCAUUGUGCCCUGGCUCCACUACGUGCCUGUCCACAUCGGCUUCGAGGAGCUGCCGAUGCUGAUCGAUUUCUUCGCCAACCAUGCCAAGGGCCAGCAGCUGGGGCAGAGGAUUGCAGACGCGUCCAAGCAGUGGGCGGGCACUGCGCUCAGGAAGAUUGAUCUGUCCGUGUACACGUACCGCCAGAUGCUCGAGUUGGCCCACAUCAUCGGUCACGAUUAA